Molecule: messenger RNA, 1804 nt
Organism: Galleria mellonella (greater wax moth)
Lineage: Eukaryota; Metazoa; Arthropoda; Insecta; Lepidoptera; Pyralidae
Product: facilitated trehalose transporter Tret1-like
Exons: 3
Coding region: 144-1589 (481 amino acids)
Biological process (GO): transmembrane transport
Cellular component (GO): membrane
Molecular function (GO): transmembrane transporter activity
Source: RefSeq, a predicted model, not a curated record
GCUAUAUUUUAUUUAAAAAAGCUGUUUUUGUUUCUUUUUUUUUUUAAUUAUAACUUUUUUUAAUUUAUAACAUUAAUAGCAAACUAACGUUUUUUUUAACUUUUCAUCAACUAAAACUUUAUGGCAGUCUAUGGGGGAGGCCUAUGUGCAGUGAAAUGGUUAUGAUGAUAUGGACGGUGUCUGCUGUACUUCUCAACAUGAUUGGACAGGGCAUGGUUCUAAGCUACCCAUCGAGUCUUCUUCCUGGUCUUCAGUCAGAAAACUCUACAAUCAAAGUUGAUUUUAACACUGCAGCGUGGCUCUCAUCAUCGAUCGGAUUAGCUGGAAUACCGGGUUUCUUGCUCUCCUCGUACUUCAUGGAUAUAUGGGGGCGCAAGGUGGCGCAUGGACUCAUCAUUAUACCGGGAACAAUUGGAUGGUCUUUAGUCUAUGCCGCCAACAAUAUCCCAACGUUAAUGAUUGCCCGGAUUUUAGGAGGAAUGACAGCUGGAGGUACUGUGGGUUUAGGUGCAGUGGUCAUCGGUGAAUACACAGACCCGAAACAUCGAGGAAUGUUUCUAAAUUUAAAAACAGCAGCAGUCUGCAUGGGAGGUAUGCUGGUGCAUGCACUUGGUCAUUUUGUGGACUGGAGAACGAUUGCCCUCGUCGCUCUCGUGCCUCAUAUUUUAGCGUUAGGAAUUAUUUGCUCAUGGCCAGAAAGCCCAUCAUGGUUGGCGUUAAAGAAACAAUUCGAGAAGAGUGAACAAUCAUUUUACUGGCUACGAGGAAAGACAACGCAGUCCAGAAAAGAAAUCGAAGAACUUAUCCGAGCGCAGAAGGAAAGUCUACAGCUGUCUUCUAAAAAAAUAUCACUGGGUGGCCGUAUAAAGGAGUUUUUUAGAAAAUUUUUGAGAAAAGACUUCACUAAACCUCUUGUAAUCGUUAUCCUCGGCACAUUCCUAUUAGAGGCAUCUGGGAGACAUAUUUUCCCAGCGUACGCGAUAAAAAUAAUAAAUGCAGUUACUGGAGAUAGUUCACAGUCGUUCUACUAUACUCUAGCUAUAGACAUAAUAAUUACAACAAGUGCUGUGUUUUCAUCAAUACUAGUCAAAAUGUUUAAGAGAAGAACAUUGCUUUUUGUUAGCGGUUUUAGCGCAGUAGCUGUUCUUAUGAGUGUGUGUUUAUAUUUAUUCUUAGUAUCCCGGGAUCUCAUCUCGAGUGAACGUACUUGGAUACCUAUAAUGAUGUUUGUUGCUUACUUCAUAUUGGCAAAUUUGGGUUGUACUCCUAUACCUUUGGCCUUGAUUGGAGAGGUGUUUCCUCUAGCUCAUAGAGGUAUAGGGUCGUGUUGUGGUGGGCUUUCAUUAUCAAUUGUUCUGAAUAUUGGUUUACAAGUUGCCCCAUAUUUAAUGGCUAGUGUUAAAGUGUAUGGUACUUUUGCAAUUCUUGGAGCCACCACUGGAAUAGUUUUAAUGAUUUUGUUCUUUAUACUCCCCGAAACUAAAGACAAGACCUUACAAGAAAUCGAUGAUUACUUCAAAUAUGGCAAAUUUAAAGAUGUUAGAGAAAAUAAUGAUGAUGAUGAAGUAAAUGUAAAAAUGAUUACGUAAUGAAGAUAUUUUUAUUCAAAUUUCGACGUCAGUGCAUAUAUUUUUAACAUACUCAUAACAAUACUCUAUAAUAGGAACAAAAUAACAUAAAUAGAUAGAUGUUGCAUUUAAAUAUAAAUUCACUUUAUAUCUUACUUUACAUAGUUUAGAUGUUUUUUUAUACAUUGUGAGUACUUUUUUGUGUAGAAGGUAAUGAAUAAAUAUUGAAAACAUAA